AGCGCGUGCCUCGGACUCGCCCCGUUGCGCAGACCCAAGAUGGCCGACAACGCAGACAACUCGCCCCCUCAGCGCGGCUUCUUCCCCGCCCUGCUGGGCGGAGCUGUGGCAGGAACGUCCGUGGACAUCGCGCUGUUCCCGCUCGACACUAUCAAGACGCGACUGCAGUCCGCGCAUGGAUUCUUCAAGGCCGGCGGAUUCCGCGGCAUCUACUCGGGCUUGUCGGCGGCUGCGGCGGGCUCUGCUCCUGGAGGCGCGCUCUUCUUCAGCACCUAUGAGACUUCCAAGUCGCUGAUUGGGGCCAUCGCUCCGAACCAGAAGCACUCUCCUCUCGGGCACAUGGCGGCUGCUGCGUCGGGCGAAAUGGCGGCGUGUUUGGUGCGCACCCCGACCGAAAUCGUGAAGCAGCGUAUGCAGACUGGCGUCUACAAGUCGCUGCCUGAGGCUCUUAAUGCCAUUCGCGCGGCUGAGGGCGUGGCGGGAUUCUACCGGGGCUACUGGAGCAUGAUCGCACGCGAGAUCCCCUUCUCGUUCAUCCAGUUCCCGCUCUGGGAGGGUCUUAAGUACCAAUGGUCGAAGCAGCAGAACGCUCCCGUCUCCUCGCUGCAGGGUGCGGUAUGCGGAUCAAUCGCCGGUGGCGUGGCCGCAAGUAUCACGACCCCGCUUGACGUGGUCAAGACGCGACUGAUGUUGGGCAAGGACGCCAAGGGAGUUCCGUACAAGGGCACGCUCAACACGCUGUCGCGCGUGUACACGGACGAGGGCUUGAAGCGCCUAUUAUCUGGUGUGGGUCCCCGCACGAUGUGGAUCAGCAUUGGCGGCUUCGUCUUCUUCGGUAUGUACGAGAAGGCCACCUCGACGUUCGAGUCAAUCAUGUAAGCGGCCUCCUCUUGCGGUAUUAGCGAUAUAAAACGAUAACGAGCUGACAGUGCUCUCGCAGCGCGCCGACGGCAUCGUCUAGAACUACAGAUGUAGAUAUCCCGUUUUAAAAGACUUUGAUGUG
This is a messenger RNA of Phytophthora sojae, 1003 nucleotides long. RefSeq names its product mitochondrial substrate carrier. Gene Ontology annotation, molecular function: S-adenosyl-L-methionine transmembrane transporter activity. The record is from RefSeq and is a predicted model, not a curated record. The transcript has 5 exons. Gene Ontology annotation, cellular component: mitochondrial inner membrane. NCBI's taxonomy places the organism in Eukaryota, Oomycota, Peronosporomycetes, Peronosporales, Peronosporaceae. Bases 40 to 879 code for a protein of 279 amino acids.